AUGAGCUCAAGCUCAAAGCCUCCUGUCUCAGUGGACACUGUGGACACAUUGCCCGUGGAUGUGAUGGCAUGCAGCCCACCAGCAGGAGAAUCCCAGGAGUUUCUUUCGCCUGACCAUUCAGCGGAGCUCAAGAGAGCAACCUUCCACUCAAAGAGGCCUGUUGCAACACCUCACGCAGGACACUCGGGGGAAGCGCCCACUGGUGCACCCAAAAAUGAUCAAGUGAUUGAGUCAGAAGAUGUUGACAAGGACAAAGUGGAAAAGGAGAAGGUUCAAGGAAAGGAUGCAAAGAUCCCAAAAGAGAAUGUCCCAGGAAAGACCCCAAAAGGACUAGGAGCACAAAAUGGGGCUUUUACGCCGAGCGACCAAGAGGCAAGCCCAAAAGGAGCAGCUACGACACGGGUGGACCAACUUCAAAUGAAGGGCAACGAGGGUGAAGAGGGCGAGGAUCUACCAAGGAAAGGACGUGGGCGUGGGCCCCAUGGGCGAGGGAGAGGGAAAGGGAAAGGGAGAGGACGUGGUGGUCAGAAAGAUUCCAUUGAUCCACCAGAAGAAACUGAAACACGAGCAUCAUCCAGCAAGCGAAGCAACAAUGACCAGAUCCCCACAAACAAAAGAGCUAAGAGCGUCAGCAACAAGGGACAACAGGAUGAUUGGGCAGCGUGGGGGACUGAUCAGGCAUGGUCUCAGUCUUGGGACAGUUGGGAGGAGUAUGAUGCAUGGGUUUGGGACAGCGCAGCAUACUGGGAUGGGGAGUGCAGCAAGCAUGAGCUCCAAGAACUUGCCAAGAUGAAAGCUCAGUCAGCCGAGCCUCAACCCAGCCGAACCAAGAAACCCAAUGUUCCCAAAACCGAAACUGUUGAGAAAUCCACCAAGAGCAAGGAGAAUAAAAAACCCAAGAGUCAUGCAAAGAAAGCCAAAGCCAAUGAAGGAUCUAGCAAACUGGAGACCCAGGAAGAUGAUCAAUCGGAGAAUGAUGAGAAUGCCAACCAUGGAGGUUCCCGCAAGUCAAAAGCCACCAAGUCGAAAGCAAAGGCAGCUCAUGAACCGAAAAGCAAGAGAACCAGAAAAACCAACAAGAAAAUAGAGCAGGAAGAUGAAGCUGAGGAACAGGAGGAUCAAGAGGAACCACCCCAAGAACCAGAAACCGAACAUCCAGUUGAGGAAUCGCUCACGAUUCCAGACACAAGGCAGGGCCGUGUGAAGGAAAUGAUCAAGUUUGCAAAGGGAUUCAAAGGUAUGGCUGAAUGGGAUGCCAAGAUGCUGAUGAGGGGACGGUUGGCUAGCAUUUAUGCAUGUCGCAUGAAUGUCUACUAUGAGCGGCCAGCUGUGGGGUUGACAUGCCGGGCGGAAAAGAAAGACUUUGCAUAUUUCGCCAGCAAGAAUGCCAAUGUGUCCAAGACAUUUCGCAUGGCAGCAGCACUGAAAGCAGCUGAAAUGUUGGCACGCUUUGUGGACGAAGUGAAGCAGCGCAAAGGAGUCAAGAAGGAUGACAAGAUCACAGAGAACACUGCUGUGAAAAGCAUGUAUGAGCAGUUGAAAGAAAUUUUUGCUGAUGUCGUGAUCAUCAUGGAGACCAAGUCAUGGUCCACCGAAUCCUAG
This is a messenger RNA of Cladocopium goreaui, 1602 nucleotides long. Lineage: Eukaryota; Dinophyceae; Suessiales; Symbiodiniaceae. The record is from the annotation of a GenBank genome assembly.